Rattus rattus (black rat) is the source of this 1605-nucleotide messenger RNA. RefSeq names its product NudC domain containing 2 (gene Nudcd2). The coding region runs from base 312 to 785 and encodes 157 amino acids. Gene Ontology annotation, biological process: protein folding. The record is from RefSeq and is a predicted model, not a curated record. The transcript has 4 exons. NCBI's taxonomy places the organism in Eukaryota, Metazoa, Chordata, Mammalia, Rodentia, Muridae. Gene Ontology annotation, cellular component: cytoplasm.
GCACUUCGCAGGUCUUUAGACGCGUCCGAAUUUUGGCGUCACACAGAUUAAAAGAUCGCCGGCACUUGUCUCCUUUGUUCCAGCGUCAGCGUUCUUGGGAAUGUCAACAACUCUAGGCUGCCGGUUUUUCCCACCAGGUCUCGCGAGUGUCUUAAAUGGGCUCUGAAAGGGGAAAAUUUGAACACUCGGACACGCCGGGUUUGGACUCUUGCGCAUGUGCAGUGACCCCAAGGCGCGGAGGGCAAACCCUGAGUCGAGUCCCGCCGGUGUAGUGCUCUCCCGGAGCAGUGUCCCUGCGUGGCAUCUUCAGAAUGUCUGCCCCGUUUGAGGAGCGCAGCGGGGUGGUUCCUUGCGCGACUCCGUGGGGACAGUGGUACCAGACCCUGGAGGAGGUGUUUAUUGAAGUCCAGGUGCCUCCGGGCACUCGCGCGCAGGACAUCCAGUGUGGCCUGCAGAGUCGGCACGUGGCUCUGGCCGUGGGUGGCCGCGAGAUCCUCAAGGGGAAAUUGUUUGACUCUACAAUUGCUGAUGAAGGAACAUGGACUUUGGAGGAUAGAAAGAUGGUCCGCAUCGUCCUGACAAAAACCAAGAGAGAUGCUGCAAACUGUUGGACUUCCCUUCUAGAAUCUGAAUAUGCAGCCGACCCCUGGGUGCAAGACCAAAUGCAGAGGAAACUUACGUUAGAGCGAUUCCAGAAAGAGAAUCCUGGGUUUGACUUUAGUGGAGCAGAAAUCUCAGGGAACUACACAAAAGGUGGACCAGAUUUCUCAAACCUUGAGAAAUGACUGCUGUUGAGUAGUUUCUGUCUGUCUGUCUGUCCGUGGAUCCCGGCAGGUGCUGGCAACUUAAUGCAGCGGAUGAUGUGACGGACGAGACACCCAAUGUCUACAGUAAAAAGAUUGCAACGUGUAUUUCAGUAUGCUUGUGAAAGUUACAUUCAGUACGGUUUGCGUAGGCCAUAGAGCAGCUCUGCUGUGGAUAGAUGGUAACUUUUAUUGCUCUGCAUUAAUUUUAUAUGCUACAUUUUCCUAAUUUCAUAUUUAAUUGUAUUUUUACUACAAAAACAUUGGAGUACAAAUCAUAUGAAAUGAAAAGGUGCCUUCAUGGAAAAAUAUUUUUUUUUGUGUGUGUGAUGCAAAAAUAAUGUUCAGUAAAUUUCUGAGUAAGAAUUGUGUACCCCUUUGUCUAAAUAUGCUUGUCUGUACACAGAAAGUACAGAGCUGAAAAUUUUUUUAAGAAAGGAAAAAAGUACACUGAAAUCCUUUGGAUAACUUGAGUUAGUAAAAAAUUCUAACUGGUUUGGUGCUGCCUAAGUGAUUAUGUCAAGAAAUUGAAAACUGAUAAAACCCUAACAACAUAAGAGAAGUUAAUUGCCUCUUAUUGUCAAAAAACAAUUUAGGCCCCUUUAGGCCCCUGAGUGUAGGCCACAGGCUUCAUUUAAUUUCAGUGAUUCAGAUAAAGUGGUCUAGAAAAAAAAAUUCUUUCAUUUUCUUUGUGUUUUUUAAAUCUUGAAAAAAAUUGAAAUGUGUAAAAAGCUUACAAGUCAAAUGUUAACAGAUUGAAAUCUUACACUUUUUCUAAUAAAUUGACAUGUUGUCACCUCAA